GGGCUGCGCGGCGCCCAGGACCUGUUGGAUCUCACCUUCCAGUCGCUGGCCAUGCAACACAUGGACCUGAAACAAGUGGAACUGGACACGGCGGUGGCCAAAGUUGACGAACUCUCCCGACAACUCGAAUCCCUCUGGGACCGACGGUCCCGGACCCCCCAAAGCGGCGAGGGGCAGCCGGGGCUGCGGCCGUCCCUGGGGUUGGCGCUGGCACCCUGGAGGGAGUCGAGCCUGGACGGGGCGGGCGGACAGGGCAAGGACGGCGCCUAUGGGGGGCACAGCGCCACGCUGCCCCGAAACUACAAAGUGUCCCCGUUGGCGGGCGAGCGACGGGCGGAGGGACCCUUUCGCCGUUCGGGUCCCGGCACCCUGCCCCGCGGGUGGCAUUUCUCCCAGCAGCCCGUCUCCCGCAUCCCCGUGCCCCCCCAGGGUGGGCGACCCCCCCGUCACAAACCUUUGCCCCUCUCCAUGAUCUUCAAACUGCAAAACGCUUUUUGGGAGCAGGGGGGUCGGUGGUCCCCGGGGGCUACCGCUGGUCCCCCGCGCACCCCAAAAACAGCCCCAGCUCCCGGCGCUGCCCCAGGCCCCCCCGGCGCUGAGCGGGGGCGAAGCCCCCUGGCAGGAUCCGGGCGCCCCGUGCCCCCCGAGACCGUCCCGCCGGAGGGAGAGCCGGAGCUGGAGCGGCUGCUGCAGGGUGGGGAGACAGAGGGGCUGGAGAGGCCGCUCAGCCCCACACGGCUGCAGCCCCUCCUGCCCCCCGAGGCCCAGCGGGUCCCCGAGUUCGAGGAGGUGGCGCGGGUGCUGGCCGAGAUGCCACGGCCCCUCAAGCGCCGUGGCUCCAUGGAGCAGUGCCCAGGGCCGGCGCUGCCACCCACCCGCACCCGCCAGUACCAGCAGCUCAUCACCCGCCUCCUGCAUCGCCCGCCCCGCCGCGACGAGCCCCCGGUCCCCGGUGACGCCGGUGCCUCGCCCGACCUGCCACCCCCUACUCCGGCGGCCCCCGAGGCUCGGCCACCCCGCCACAGCCCACCGCCGCAGUCCCCCAGCAGCCCCGAACGGCGCUCGGCCCUGCGGGACCCCUCCUCACCCCGUAGGCGCCCCGGGGCCCGCGUGCGCCUCAACCCCCUGGUGCUGCUGCUGGAUGCGGCCCUGACCGGGGAGCUGGACGUGGUGCAGCAGGCGGUGGCUGAGCUGAACGACCCCAGCCAGCCCAAUGACGAGGGCAUCACGGCGCUGCACAACGCCAUCUGCGGCGCCAACUACAGCAUCGUCGACUUCCUCAUCGCCAGCGGGGCCAACGUCAACUCCCCCGACAGCCACGGCUGGACGCCGCUUCACUGCGCCGCCUCCUGCAACGACACGGGGGUGUGCGUGGCCCUGGUGCGCCACGGCGCCGCCAUCUUCGCCACCACCACCAGCGACGGCAGCCUGGCCGUGGAGAAGUGCGACCCGUACCGGGAGGGCUACGCCGACUGCUACAACUACCUCACCGAGGUGGAGCAGAGCAUGGGGGUGCUGAACAGCGGGGUGGUGUACGCGCUGUGGGACUACAGCGCCGAGUUCGGGGACGAGCUGUCCUUCCGCGAGGGCGAGCCCGUCACCGUCCUGCGCCGCCAGCCCCAGGAGGAGCUCGACUGGUGGUGGGGGUCCCUCUACGGCCACGAGGGCUACGUCCCCCGCAACUAUUUCGGGCUCUUCCCCAGGGUGCGGCCGCAGCGGAAGAAGGUCUGAGGGGGGACCCUGAAGACAUGGGGGGGGCCUGGAGCCGGCCCCGGCCCCCGCAGCCGCUUGGGUGCAUGGGUCCCCU
Gavia stellata (red-throated loon) is the source of this 1807-nucleotide messenger RNA. Its product is annotated as relA-associated inhibitor-like. Gene Ontology annotation, biological process: regulation of transcription by RNA polymerase II; positive regulation of cell differentiation. Lineage: Eukaryota; Metazoa; Chordata; Aves; Gaviiformes; Gaviidae. Gene Ontology annotation, molecular function: transcription factor binding. The record is from RefSeq and is a predicted model, not a curated record.